CGACAACACUGGGUACAGAAUGAGAGCAGGACAGAAACGGAUUGAAUUCACAGAAUAGGAUUGUGUAUUCACGAAAGGAUAGGAUAGGAGCACUGUAAAAACAUAUUUUCAGUUAUAUUUUUUUAACUAUUUGCCUCAGAGUUGCUCAUGUACAUUUGCGACUUCUGCUUUCGGUUUGCAAUGGUUUUCCCAGAUAGAACGUUUCAAUACAUUUGGACGUGUAUUUGAUUUGGGUAUGCAAGGCAAUUAAUAAUCUUAUCAAAAGAAUUCGGGCAAAACAAAGAUAUUUGCAACUACGGUAAUCAUGGAUUACUUCCCAAUAUUGAGAGCAAAGAUCAUCAGUCUUCUUAUCCACGUAUCUCUCCUGAACAUCUCAACAUCAGGAGAGAGAAGUUGCCCUGCGUCAUUGAACACAGUUAAAACAGUAAACCAUUGUCCAGCUAAUCAGGAUGCCUGGCUUCAAAGAGAAAGGAUGUUCAAUUGUUUCUCACACAAACAGAACUGUACCAAUCCUGAAUUGUUCGUGUAUCAUUGCAUACCCAAUGCAUGGCAAAAUGGAUCUGUUGAAGUGUGUGCAAUUAGAACUACAAUUAUAGGCUGGAAAUGCCCUGAAUUCAACUUUGGAGGAAAAAUGGUACAGGAGCACAACAAAGGAAAUUGUCGGUCAUGUCCAUUUAAGUACAACUCCACUGACCUUUUCAAAUAUAGAGAAUGUUUCGAAUUGAAGAAAGGCAGUUCCUAUCAAACUGGGUAUAUCAAAACCCUUUCCAGCAAAUCUACUUCAAAGACUCUUGCAAGCACUGAAGGUUGCUCAGGAUUCGGAUGUCCUGCAAUUACUUUAGGUUUUGCACUAGGAACUACAGUAGCCGUUAUACUAUUUAUUGUAGCAGUUUUAGGGUUUGUUAUUUAUAAGAAACAAAGGAACAAAGAAGAAAAGAUAAAGUUCUAGUAACAAGGAAAGGCAUCCACACAAAGAGAUUGAUUCCAAAGGUAC
Messenger RNA from Saccostrea cuccullata (small rock oyster), 994 nucleotides. RefSeq lists its product as uncharacterized. Lineage: Eukaryota; Metazoa; Mollusca; Bivalvia; Ostreida; Ostreidae. The coding region runs from base 305 to 949 and encodes 214 amino acids. The transcript is spliced from 6 exons. The record is from RefSeq and is a predicted model, not a curated record.